GCGGGGACCCGAAGGCCCUGGGAGCCCGUGGCACCUGCUUGUCCACCUUCCAACCCGCCCGCCUAAGCCCCGGCCCGGGACCACGGGAGACCUUGGGUCUCUGCGUAUAAAACCCAGGCUCUAGCCACGCCGGCCGGGGUCAGGAGCCCCUUGUAAAGAGGCCGCUUGGGCAGAGUGAUUGACAGGUUACCAACGUGAGGGACGGCGGUUCCACUCCACAUCUCAGGAGGCUCUGAAUGCCCGGGGUUGGGACGUUUUGUCAGUCAGGGCCGGAGCCUGCAGAGCCCACGUCCCAGCCUCUUUCAGACGUUUGUCGAACUGGGCGGACUGCUGCCCCCUUGUAUCAACAGUGGGCGCCCUGCUGGCAUCCGAGCUGGGAUGGAAAUUCUAUGAUGCAGAUGACUAUCAUCCAAAGGAAAAUCGAAUGAAGAUGGAGAAAGGGAUACCAUUGAAUGACCAGGACAGGAUUCCAUGGCUUUGCAAUUUGCAUGACAUUUUACUAAGAGAUGUAACCUCAGGACAGCAUGUGGUUCUAGCCUGUUCAGCCUUAAAGAAAACAUACAGAGACAUCUUAAUUCGAGGAAAAAAUGGUGCACCUCUGAAGUCUGGGAAGUCGAGAGAGGAAGAAAAGCCAGCUGAGGUGCAGCUCUUGGUGGUCCAUCUGAGCGGGUCAUUUGAGGUCAUCUCUGGACGCUUACACCAAAGAAAAGAACAUUUUAUGCCGCCUGCAUUAUUACAGUCCCAGUUUGAUACUCUGGAGCCCCCAUCACCUCCAGAAAACUUCAUCCAAAUCAGUGUAGACAAAAGUCUUUCAGAGAUCAUUGCUGUAAUUAUGGAAACUCUGAAAAUGAAAUGACACACAUCAGUGGUCCAGAACAGAAUCAGUCAUAGAUGUGUCCUAUUCCAGACCUUGUUCCAGUCUCCUCAUCCAUGCUGUAUUCUAAAUGCUUCUUAAGGUUGAACCAACCUUGGUGUGUCAAGAUGUACGUGUUUGUAGGAAUUUGUGAUGUGCUUGGCGUCAUGGGCUGUCACGUAGGGAGAAAAGGAAGGGAACUUUAAAAAUCAAGCUUAAAUUGAAGUUUAAAUUCAUCAGUGAUGCCAUCAAAUGACCAGAGGAAAUUCUGUAAUUGAUGAUAGAAAUCACUAGUUUGCUUAGAACAUUUUCCACUAAUGCCUAUAUUUUAUAAUAAAUGAAACUUGAUUCUAUCCUUGAAA
This is a messenger RNA of Marmota monax (woodchuck), 1215 nucleotides long. RefSeq names its product IDNK gluconokinase (gene Idnk). NCBI's taxonomy places the organism in Eukaryota, Metazoa, Chordata, Mammalia, Rodentia, Sciuridae. The coding region runs from base 425 to 856 and encodes 143 amino acids. The record is from RefSeq and is a predicted model, not a curated record. Gene Ontology annotation, cellular component: cytoplasm. The transcript has 5 exons. Gene Ontology annotation, molecular function: gluconokinase activity.